AAAACAAGUUUAUUUACACGCAAUAUAUCACGAUCACUAGGACGUUUUUGACCGAUAACUUGUGUAUGAGUCACCAACAUUUUCGUCAAGCUGAUUGUUUGGAUGUCAGUGGAGAUUUGAAUCGAGAAGGCGAAAGACACGUUCAGGAACUGGGGCUUGUUCUUUAGAUCAAAGAAAUGGCGACGUGCUUUGAAAAAUGUUACGAUGUGGUAGAAAACAAAAUUGGAUCCGUAUUUUCAAGGUACGGGAAAUUCGUAGCAAGACAUCCGUGGAAAAUCAUCAUCACAGCCGUUCUUGUUAAUGGCCUUUUAGGAAUAGGAAUGAUUCGGUUGAAUGUUGUCAUAGAUGUUGAGCGUGUUUAUACACCAAUCGGGAGUCAAGCUAGCAAAGAUGGUGAAAAAGUAAGUGAUUUAUUUCCUGACUUGAGCGGAUCUAACUUUAUAGGUUAUCAAAUGCCUGACAUGGGUAGAUAUGGUGAGGUGAUAGUCAUUCCAAAAGGAGGGAAUAUACUAAACGCUCAGUUUCUUACACAACUUAAAACGUUCCACACGUUUUUAUUGUCGAUCGGAACAAGUGACAAUAAUGGAAAGACCGUUAAGCUAACAGACAUUUGUGCUAAAAGUCUUGGAAGUUGUGCUAUUGACGGAGAUUUGUUUGUAGACGAUCAAUUUAUAGCACAUGUAAAUUCAAGUCAUUCGAUUCCAUUUCCAUAUUAUAAUCAUACCAUUCGAGGUCUGAUUUAUUAUGAACAAAACGUUGGUGGUGCCGUAGUCUCCUCAAAUACGCUGCAAGCUGCACCAAUGCUUCUUAUGCGAGUGAAUCUCCGCAAAGAUUCGGACUACUUUACUGAAACUGCAAAGAAAUGGCAAGACUCUUUCUUAGCAAAAAUGAAGGGAUUUUCAUCAAAUGAUUUUAACAUUGUUUUUUCCCAUUCUGACUCGUUAAGCGAGGAACUGAAUGAAAACGUGAUAGGAGAUAUCACGAUUUUUUCAAUAACGUUUACAUUAAUGAUAACUUAUGCCUGUGUAGCGACACUUACAGCUCGCUGUGAUGUAGUCGGCCAGAGAGCUAACUUGGGUUUUGCUGGAGUCAUAGCAGCUGGUCUAGCUAUCGUUGCUGCAUUUGGUCUAUGUAGUGCUUGUGGAGUUGAAUUUGUCAGUAUUGUUGGAGUGAUUCCAUUUCUAAUUAUAGGUAUCGGAGUAGACGACAUGUUCAUGCUAAUGUCAGGAAUCACAAACACGAACUAUGGGGAGUCUGUCGAGGAUCGCAUUGGUGAGACGAUGAAAACAAGCGGUAUUUCAAUUACAAUAACCUCUCUCACAGACCUGUUUGCAUUCGCUGCCGGGACUUCAUCGGUGUUCCUCAGUGUUAGGAACUUUUGUAUUUAUGCUGGUGUAGCAGUUGUGUUUUGUUAUAUAAAUCAAGCGACCAUAUUCUUAGCAAGUAUCGCAAUCAACGAGAAUAGAACAAAUGAUAAUCGACAUUUUCUGACGUGCUUAAUUGUUCCAACACCAGAUAAAGAACCAAAAAAGACAUCAUGUCACAUACUAUGCUGCAAGGGUAGAAAACCUGAAAACUCUACAGAAUCUGAAAGCUUUUUGGAUAAGUUUCCCGGCUGGAUUUUGCCAAAAAUAAUAUCAGUCCCAGCUAAAGUGAUCAUUUUAAUCCUGUUUUCCGGGUAUCUAUCGGUAUCUAUCUGGGGUGUCACUCUAAUGGAAGAGGGUUUAGAAAUGCAAAAUCUUGUUUCACAAUCGUCCUACUAUUACAAAUAUCGAGAAUUUUUGGACAAAAAUUUCCCUCUUGGAACACCUGUCUCUUUUGUCUUUGAUAACAGAUUGAAUUAUUCAGAUAUUUCAAUACAAGAAAAGAUAAAUGAUUUGCUGCUAAUUGCAAAAGCAGAGAACACGAUAAAGAAUUCAGUAGAAAUUAAUUGGUUCACAGAAUACAAAAACGAUGCAUUACAUUAUAUGAACUCUACCGAAAGCGAUUUUAUUAAGGGUUUACAAUCAUUUUUGAGUCUUACCAGUAACGCCCGUUUCCGAAAUGAUGUUGUUAUUGACAAAAGUAACAGUUCCAUAAUUGCUUCAAGAAUUCACGUUAUGUCAGAGAGUAUUAAGGAGUCUCAGGAACAAGGAAAAUUUAUGCAGCGAAUGAGAGACCUUGCAUCUGACAGAACUGUCUUGCCUGUUUUUGCAUUUUCGCCAGCUUUUCUAUUUUACGAACAGUAUGUUAUUAUUCUAUCUCAAACACUGCAAACUCUUGGGAUCGCCGUGGCGAUGGUUUUUUUCAUUACAUUUAUUUUCAUGCCACACCCACUGCUUCUUUUGUACAUUACUACAACAGUUGCCAUGAUAACAGUUGGAAUUUUUGGAUCUCUUCCGUUCCUAGAUUUGACCCUAAGCUCCAUUACAAUGAUUCAUAUCAUUAUGAGUAUAGGCUUUUCCGUAGAUUUUGCGGCACAUAUAUGUCAUGGUUACAUGAUUUCCAAAGGAAAAGACAGAAAUGAACGUAUGAAGGAGGGUUUAAGAAGGUCAGGAACUCCUAUAUUUCAUGGAGCAAUUUCGUCUAUCUUGGGAGUUAUCAUUCUUGCAGCCGCGAAGUCCUAUAUAUUUUUCUCUUUUUUCAAAGUCAUGAUUGUUGUUAUAACAGUUGGUAUUCUUCAUGCUUUGUUUUUGUUACCUGUCAUUCUUUCUCUUGUCGGGCCCCCAAUUUCAUCAGGAACGGUUGCUCCAGAUUCUGUUUCAAGAGAGCAAACACGACCAGAAAACGAUAAUGUGUCAAACAAGGCUUCUGGAACAUAUGAAGACAUAUCAAAACAGGAAAACGUUAGUUAUGAAAGAAUUGAAGCUACUAAAUCAUAUCACGAUAAGGCGUUAGAGCUUGGUCGUUUUAAUAUACAGCGACCUGUUGUUAGCACAACGCCUACAGAUAUUUGAAGAAAAUGCCUUUCCAGAUAGCAGUUUUAUUCACAAAACUGGAUAAUUAUGCAAUACUUGGCUAAAUACUACCUUUAGGGAAUUUGUACAUGAGUUUGAACACCAUCGAUACUAUCUAAGAUAUUCAAUUCAAGGUUGAUUUUCACUCAUAUGUUAUAAAAUAAUUUGAUGCAGUUUCGUUUUUUAAUGUCACCAAGACCGCAAAACAUGCUUGGAAUCAUCAUAUACCAUGUGCUUCAAUACAGCUAGACUUUUUUCUCAGUUUGUAUUGCAUAGUUGCAUGCCUUCCUUCUAUAUUGUUAGAAGAACAAACAUAAUUUGGUUUCUUAAAUAACCAUCAAUAAAGUUGUUAUGUUUCUACAUCAAAAACUUUUAAACGCUUUUCAUAUGAAAUUGAUAUUGCCAUUUAAUGUAUGCUCUUAAAUUUAAUACCUGAAAAAAAUAUCAGUGAAUUUAUGUUAGAACACCUUUACAAGAAUGGAAAAUAAGCUCUGGUAUGCAUCACUGUCUUUGCACAUGACUGUUAUGUAAUAUUAAACAUGAUUAACUUUCAUAACAAGAAAGUUACAUCCGAAGACCUGAAUUAAUAUUUAUACAUGCUAAGACAUCGCUUGACAGAUUUUAUUUAUUUCCAUAUCUCUCUUUGUUCUUUGUUAUGCUAUGAGUCUGGAAAUGUGCAAAAGAUUAAAGGAAAUAUAGCUAUUGGAUACAAUUCUAUUAUUGUUGAAUAUAUACCAUUUUAGUAAACUUUUUAAGACGAAAACUCGUAGUGAGAUAUUAUCAAAGUUAAUUUAUUAUUGAUAUCUCUAAUUCAAUAAAUGACGUUUUGAACUAGGUUUUCCUUGUUGAAUAUUCACCCUUGUUUUAUCAGUUGAAUAAAGUGACUUUUCCGAAAACUGAGUUUAUCACAUAUUCUACUAUGACUUAUAAUGCUUUCAUUUGAUCAAAUAAUUUACUUAAAAACAUGUUUAAAACGAAAUGUCACAUGGUAUAACUGUCUUAAUUAAAUUACACACACAGGGAGUUGGUUAACGUUGGUAUAGCAAAACCGUGUUUUCACACUAUUUAUACACGAUGGGGGGUAAACGUCGGGCGUAAUAAUUUCAUGUGGGCACAUUACUUCUUAUUUAGUGAAACAGAGCCAUUACAUAAAUUUGACAAUACACUAAUGUAAUAAAGCUUUGACGUCGACGUCAUUUAAGGUAUCGGACACGUUGGUUAAAUUGAAAUCUUUAAAUAGUUAAGGAAAGUAGAUGUUUUUAUAUUUGGGCAGGAAAAGCUAACAUGUGAUAAAAAAGAAUAUAAUAUUUGUGACUUCUCCACAUUGAAUUUAUUAAACGAGUUGAAUAAAAUUGAUAAAAUGCUUGGUGUAACCUCGCAUUUCACAUUUUAUUCACCUCGCUGAAUAAGUUCAAUAUGAAAAGACAAUCUUGUAAUGCCUUAUAUUUAAAGUACAAUAAAGUUAAAGAUAUAUUUAAAUUGAACGAAUAUAUUAUUCACUGAAUCAGUUUAACGACCUCAGUAGAUGUUAUAUGUUUUAAUUUGCCUCUCAUUCCAGUUAUCGUUAUCAUUAAAUGAAAAAUCUAUGUACACGUCUAUUUCUUAUAAUUUUUAUAAAUCAUUUCCAAUGAAAUUGAAGUUGCAACAUGUCAACAAUGACAGUAUUCUGUCUGUUAAUAAUCAAUGCAUGUACACUUAUACAUAUAGAGAUGACAGCUAUCCAAAGAAGGCGGAUCUGUUUUAAAUUUUUAGGGACUAAGAGCGAUGAUAGUUUAGGAGCCGGUAAUAACAUAGCAAGUUCGUUAUUUCGCACGUAUUAUUUUGUUUUCAUGGGUCAUUUUUGAAUUUCUUACAACGCGCAAAAGAAAACCAAGUCGAAAAGCGAAACAGUUAUCAUGCUACAUACAUUUUGGAGUCCUACGGCUGUUUCCUGUGGUUGUGCUCAUUUGCUGUCAAAACUUUGUGUACUGUAAAUUUGACAUGAAUUGUUAUUUAAGGCUAGCCUUUUGUUAUUUGCGGCAGCCCGACACUUUAUUUUUAAAGCCAUGAACAAACAUUGCAAAGCAUCGCAGUUACAUACAGUAUUACAGUAUUUUGGUUGUAUUGUGUAAACAGUUGUCUAUUAUUCCUAAGUAAAAGUGACUUCAAAAUUCAAUGUCGCUAUAAGUUUAGAUUUUGUGA
Mercenaria mercenaria is the source of this 5117-nucleotide messenger RNA. Its product is annotated as patched domain-containing protein 3-like. Gene Ontology annotation, cellular component: membrane. The record is from RefSeq and is a predicted model, not a curated record. Gene Ontology annotation, biological process: transmembrane transport. Gene Ontology annotation, molecular function: transmembrane transporter activity. Lineage: Eukaryota; Metazoa; Mollusca; Bivalvia; Venerida; Veneridae. The transcript is spliced from 4 exons. The coding region runs from base 177 to 2936 and encodes 919 amino acids.